ACGAACGUUUUUGUUGUUGCGACCGUUUCGCGCGACGUCAUUUAUACGUUGAUUGUGUGACUAUAGAUGUUAUUUUUUGCCCGUUUUCUCGAAAAACGAACCGAACUGCGAAAGACGACGUCCGCCCGACAGACGAACUGAACACGAAACGCGAGCCGCCCGUGGACAUUCCGCCGUUGGAUUUGGUUUAUUAAAAGUUUCUCCAUUGGAAUCAGCUUUUUGUAACUCUUCGUUGAUAGAGUGAUAUCAACCCAAGAAAAAAAGACAUUAUUUUCAUAAGUGAAAUAAGUUUUCUAUAAUUUAACUUACAUUUUUAUAAAGAGAAAAGUGAAUACUUCAUGGUAUUUUUAUUAAAUGUUGGUUAUUUUUUUAUUUGUUGUAAAUAAUAAAGUCUAAGUAGACACGUUUUAGUGUUAAAAAGUGAUUGUUUUAUCAUAAAUUAAAACAAUUUUUUUUGUGUACACACGUUGGUUCUUUAGAACCUCAAAGAAGUUUAGAUGCUUGCUACAAAUCACAAUAACUCUGGGAUUAACCUCAAUAUGCCCAGCAAACAGUUAAAUAGAAUUAGCUUCGAAGGAAUAGAUGAUGCAGGGUGGAAGGCCAAACUUAAACUUCCUCCUCAAGAUCACCGGAUUAAAACAAGCGAUGUUACUUCAACUAAAGGAAAUGACUUUGAAGAAUUCUGUUUAAAACGAGAAUUAUUAAUGGGUAUAUUUGAAAAAGGUUGGGAAAAACCUAGUCCUAUUCAAGAAGCAAGUAUUCCAAUAGCACUUUCUGGCAAAGAUAUAUUGGCAAGAGCAAAAAACGGCACAGGAAAAACUGGUGCUUAUUCCAUACCUGUCCUUGAACAAGUGGAUCCAAAACUAGAUGUUAUACAAGCACUUGUGAUCGUGCCAACCAGAGAAUUAGCAUUACAAACUAGUCAAAUAUGUAUUGAGCUUGCAAAGCACUUGGACAUUAGGGUCAUGGUGACUACUGGUGGUACUAAUCUUAAGGAUGAUAUUCUUCGUAUUUACCAAAGAGUGCAUGUUAUUAUUGCCACUCCUGGAAGAAUAUUGGAUCUCCUAGACAAAAGCAUAGCUAAAGUUGAUCAUUGUCGGAUUUUAGUUUUAGAUGAGGCAGAUAAACUUUUGUCACAAGAUUUUAAAGGUAUGUUAGAUCAUAUAAUUUCGAGGUUACCAUCUGAGAGGCAAAUCCUCCUAUACUCUGCCACAUUCCCUCUGACUGUCAAACAGUUUAUGGAUAAACAUUUACGUAGUCCAUAUGAAAUAAACUUGAUGGAAGAGUUAACCUUGAAAGGAGUUACUCAGUAUUAUGCAUUUGUUCAAGAAAAACAAAAGGUUCACUGUUUGAACACUUUGUUCUCAAAGCUUCAAAUAAACCAAAGUAUAAUAUUUUGUAACUCAACACAGCGUGUAGAGUUACUUGCUAAAAAAAUUACUGAUCUCGGCUAUUGUUGUUAUUACAUUCAUGCUAAAAUGGCCCAAGCACAUCGUAAUCGUGUAUUCCAUGAUUUCAGAAAAGGAUCUUGCCGCAAUCUUGUUUGUUCCGAUUUAUUUACGAGAGGUAUUGAUGUACAAGCUGUAAAUGUUGUGAUAAACUUUGAUUUUCCCAAAAUGGCAGAGACGUAUUUGCAUCGUAUUGGUAGGUCAGGCCGAUUUGGACAUCUUGGUAUAGCCAUCAAUCUUAUCACUUAUGAUGACCGAUUUGCUUUACACCGUAUUGAACAAGAAUUAGGCACGGAAAUAAAACCUAUACCUAAAGUAAUUGAUCCAAGGUUAUAUGUUGCACGGCCAGAAGAUGUAGAUAUUAAUGAAGAAAUGGACCUUAGUAAAUGAAAAAUCCUUCCCCAACUAUUGUAAAUAUUUGUAUCUAAAACAAACUCAAUACCUAAAUACUUAACUUUAAGACUCAAAGAACCCAAGAUAUAUACAUUUUAUUUUUCAAUCGAUCCAAAGAAAAAUUUGAUUUAAAAACUAUUUGCAGUUCACUUAAAUUUUUAUUUCUAUUUCGUAAAUUCAUAACUAAAAUCUCUUCUCUUGUUUUUUUUUUUAUUAUUAGUAUUAUUUUAUUUUCAUUUCACAAGAAAUUUAUGUUGCCUUGCAUGGUAGUACUGUAUCUCGUUAAGGUGACUUAACUUCUUGGAUCAAGCCUUUCGUGUUCAGUACUACAUACUUGCCACAUUGGCAAUAAAAUAUGUAUAUAUUUAAGAUAAAAACAAAUACCCUCGCUGUUGUCCGAUAUAUUGUACAUAAGAGUAUAUUAUUUAUUAUAUUUAAAAACAUUAAAAUUUAUUGCUAUUGAAUUAGCGAAAAGAUCUCUUAUGCAAGUGCGGCUAUUAACAAUUGAUCCAAAUUGUGAGCUGAGAAUACAGCUAUCUCAGUUCCAGUACGAAAUAACCAACUACUAAAAGCUGGAACCCGUCCUACAAAAUUGUUUUCUUAGUAUUGGUUUAUGAAAACAUUCACUUCAGCCCGAUUGUUUUCUUACCAAUUUAAUUUUUUCUGGUAUAAUUUUGGACGGUAAAAUUUUAAUUACUAUUUAUGUAAAUGACUUAAUAAAUAAAUCUUUCAAAAAUUUGUUUCAUAUUCAUAAUUUGACUUGGGAUUUCAGGGCUGAAGUCAAAUUAUGUAUGGGGGGGAAAAUUUGUUAAAUUUUAUUUUUUUCUUAAUGAAAUAACUAAGUACCAUUUUUGUUUCAAGACUUAGAAACUAAAUUAAAAAUUAAAAUAAAAUCCUUAUUAUAGUUCGACAAAGUUUGGUACUUGAUUUUCUUUUUCAAAAAAUAAAAUAUGGUGUUAGCGUUGCUGCGUUAAUUAGGAGUUAUAUUACUGCUACAUCGAAAAAAAAAAUAUAAAAUAUCAUAAAAAAUGGUUGUAAGUUACAAACAAAUUUUAUUUUACUGAAUUAAAGAUCAAUAUUUUAAUCAAAUCCGCCUACUGUUGUUACAGUUAAAAUUAUAUUUGUUAAUAGAGCCAAAUUCUAUUAGACUUUCAAUAAAAUAUUUUAAUUUAACUAACAUAUGUAAUUUUUAUAUCAACUAUAAAUCUCGUUACCCGUUUAAUUAGUGUAUAACAUAUUAUUUUCUCUAUUAUGUAUUAUUAAAAUUCACUGUGUAUCCAACUAUUUUCAUGUCAAAAAAAUUUAUUGUUAUAUACAAAUUUUGUGUAAAUUUGUAAAUGGAUAAAAAAAAUGAAUUGAUAACAAUUAAAUAAAUCCAACUUUCAACCACCA
Molecule: messenger RNA, 3233 nt
Organism: Metopolophium dirhodum (rose-grain aphid)
Lineage: Eukaryota; Metazoa; Arthropoda; Insecta; Hemiptera; Aphididae
Gene: me31B
Product: ATP-dependent RNA helicase me31b
Exons: 11
Coding region: 498-1838 (446 amino acids)
Biological process (GO): cytoplasmic stress granule assembly; P-body assembly
Cellular component (GO): cytoplasmic stress granule; P-body
Molecular function (GO): mRNA binding; RNA helicase activity; ATP binding
Source: RefSeq, a predicted model, not a curated record